CACCUGCUGCUGCCUUAGCUGCUGGGCAGAGGAGCAGAGAGCCCAGAGAUGCCGGUGGCACAGGCAAACAAGAAUCAUCGCGAGGGGCAGAAGGAGGUGGCAGGGGAGGAAAGACCUCACUGCUGGGCCAAAACGCCUUGCCGACCUCGCUGCGUUUGCCCCACCGUGGUGGCGGAGAGGGAGAGGAGAGUGUAGACGAUGCCAGCCAUCAACAUCGAGGACCUGAGCGAGAAGGACAAACUGAAAAUGGAAGUGGAGCAGCUCCGGAAAGAAGUGAAGCUGGAGAGGCAGCCGGUGUCCAAGUGCUCCGAAGAGAUCAAGAACUACAUCGAGGAGCGGUCGGGCGAGGACCCGCUGGUGAAGGGGGUUCCCGAGGACAAGAACCCCUUCAAGGAGAAGGGAGGCUGCGUCAUCGCUUAGGAACACGAACCCAGCGCCUGCCACCGGAGCAGACACUCUUGUUGUACCUGUAGGGAGUCACUAGCGUGUCCCCACCGCCGCCGGUCCUUGUUGAACGAGCACAGGAGCGGAUUUCUUUCUUUUUUUUUUUUUUCCUUCUUACAAAAAUAAAGAAACCAACCCGAAAGCA
This is a messenger RNA of Gymnogyps californianus (California condor), 589 nucleotides long. RefSeq names its product guanine nucleotide-binding protein G(I)/G(S)/G(O) subunit gamma-11. Bases 199 to 420 code for a protein of 73 amino acids. Gene Ontology annotation, cellular component: heterotrimeric G-protein complex. Gene Ontology annotation, biological process: G protein-coupled receptor signaling pathway. The transcript is spliced from 3 exons. Lineage: Eukaryota; Metazoa; Chordata; Aves; Accipitriformes; Cathartidae. Gene Ontology annotation, molecular function: G-protein beta-subunit binding. The record is from RefSeq and is a predicted model, not a curated record.